AUGGCGCAAUUUCACAACCACGAACUUGAAUAUAUAGUUGAUGACUACUAUGACACUACCGAUUUCGCUGAUAACCCUUUUGAAGACGAUGAAUCGCCACGCAGCGGUGGUGUUGAUGACUCUUUGGACUCGUACUUUGAGGAUGACUUCGAACUGAACAAAUCAAAGACUGAUACAUCGGCUCUGGAAGCUAGAAAUGACAAAGACAUUCAAGGUAUUCCGUGGGAGAGGCUCAAUUUUAGCAGAAGGCAAGUAUUGUGA
Messenger RNA from Ilex paraguariensis (yerba mate), 261 nucleotides. Lineage: Eukaryota; Viridiplantae; Streptophyta; Magnoliopsida; Aquifoliales; Aquifoliaceae. The record is from the annotation of a GenBank genome assembly.